UGUGCAAGAGGCUGUGAGUUAUGGAGAAAAGCAUUGGAUGCUAGUUGUCAGAGUGUUUGUAAUGGAACGCAAGAGCUGCUGUUACCUAAGGAGCUGUACUGUAUAAUAGGCUGCAACGAUGCACUAAAUAGAUAUUUCCAAAGACUGAAAGAGGUGAUCGGCACACCCCCACCGCCAGCCUUGGUGGCCGAUUCACUGACUUCCACCUCGCUGAGCCUGGAGUGGGAGUGGCAGGGUGGCGGGGUGAGGGGCGUGGGUGCUACCAACAUCAGCUACCUGGUGCAGUGGCGCUACGAGCAGCUGGCAGAUACCUGGCAUUACUGUCGCAACCAGACCUGGGGCAACCACCCCACCGUGCAUGUCGACAACCUACAGCCUUACACCAAGUACAGG
Messenger RNA from Nilaparvata lugens (brown planthopper), 393 nucleotides. Its product is annotated as proto-oncogene tyrosine-protein kinase ROS-like. Lineage: Eukaryota; Metazoa; Arthropoda; Insecta; Hemiptera; Delphacidae. The transcript has 3 exons. Gene Ontology annotation, molecular function: protein binding. The annotation marks the transcript as partial. The record is from RefSeq and is a predicted model, not a curated record.